CGUUUCAGAUCGGGAACGGGAAGGCCGCCGCUCCCGCCGGAGACUCCCCCAGCGAACCGCCGCUCCCUCCCCCUCCCUCCCCACCAUUUCGAAAUCAAGUUUUGGCGGCCUCCGCGCCGCGCAUCCCCCGCUCGCUCGCCUCCCCUCCGCCAUUCCAUUCCUACGCUACUUAACCGCCUCGAUCUGUUCCCCAUUUCCCCCCCUCCUCCGGUAUCCCGAGAGCCCCAAACCCUAGGAGCCCCCGCCGCCGACGAAGAUGGCCGACAAGGAGAACGCGGCCCCCGCCGCGGCGUCGGCGGCGGCCGCGGGGCCCCGGGUCACCCGGGCCGCCGCCAAGCGCGCGGCCGAGUCCGCCGCUGGCGCCGGUGGGGCGCCCCCCGCCAAGCGGAAGCGGGUCGCGCUCGGGGAGCUCCCGGCGGUCGCCGCCAACGCCGGCGUCGUCCGCGCGCCCCCGCCGCGCCCCGUCAAGCCCGCGAGGGGCGGCGGGAAGCCCGCCGCGCGGGAGGCCCGCAGGCUCGCCGGCCCCGUCCCCGCUGCCGUGGCGGAGGCCGCCGAGGCCGAGCGGUGCGGGUCCUCCUCCCCGCCGCGCGCCGCGGGGGCCGCCGGCGACCCCGACCGCGACUCCUCCGCGUCCACCUCCCCUCCCCGCGCCGCCGCGGCCGCCGAGGCCGAACCCGACCCCGACUCCUCCGCCUCCUCCUCCCCGCCGCGCGCCGCCGUGGCGGCGCCCGCCGACCCGCAGCUCUGCGGGUCCUACGCCUCCGAUAUCUACACCUACCUCCGCGCCCUGGAGGUGGAGCCGCGGCGGCGGCCGAGAUCCGACUACAUCGAGGCGGUGCAGUCGGACGUCACGGCCAACAUGCGGACCAUCCUCGUCGACUGGCUCGUCGAGGUCGCCGAGGAGUAUAAGCUCGUGGCUGACACGCUCUACCUCGCCAUCUCCUACGUCGACCGCUUCCUCUCCGCCAAUGCGCUCAGCCGUGACAGGCUGCAGCUCCUUGGCGUCGCCGCCAUGCUCAUUGCAGCGAAGUACGAAGAGAUCAGUCCGCCUCAUGCAGAGGACUUCUGCUACAUCACAGACAACACCUACACCAAGCAGGAGCUCGUCAAGAUGGAGAGCGACAUACUCAAGCUGCUCCAGUUCGAGUUGGGCAAUCCUACAAUCAAGACCUUCCUGAGGCGGUUCACGAGAUCUGCCCAUGAAGACAAGAAGCGCUCCAUCUUGUUAAUGGAGUUCUUGGGGAGUUACCUUGCUGAGCUGAGUCUGCUGGACUAUGGCUGUCUCCGUUUCUUGCCAUCAGUAGUUGCUGCUUCAGUUAUGUUUGUUGCUAGGCUGACCAUUGAUCCAGAUGUCAAUCCUUGGAACAAGAAGUUGCAGAAGGUGACAGGCUACAAGGCCUCUGAACUCAAGGAUUGCAUCAUAGCCAUACAUGACUUGCAGCUCAACAGGAAGUGUUCAUCAUUAAUGGCAAUUCGAGACAAGUACAAGCAACACAAGUUCAAAUUUGUAUCGACGCUGCUUCCUCCUGUUGUGAUCCCUGCUUCAUAUCUUGAAGACUUAGCUGAGUAGCUGGUCUUGGACCCACACCACUACAUCUCAAGCAGUGGGUUGGCUGGAUGCCUGAAAUGUGUUCCCUGUUAACUUUACAAAGUUGGCACAACUUGCUUCAGACCUGUCUGAGACCUCAGUAAAGGUGCUGCCAUAGUUCCAUGAGAUUUCAGUGAUCUUGUUCUUUCACUUAUUCUGUGUGUAUGAAGCUUCAAAACAUGCUUGCCAUUUACCCACAAUAGCCAGUGUGCAGCUCUUGCAAGAUACUUUGAUUGGUCUUUUCAGGCAAUGAGUUCAGCUAAGCUGCUUCCUUCUAUUGUCCUUGUGCUGUAAAUGGCAGCCUGGAUUCAGACGCCAUAUUUGUUCUGAUAAGUUCAUGUGUAUCGCUUAAACUAAAGUUGGAUGGACAUAAAACUGUUAUACAGUUCGUUCCUAACUUUGUAUU
This is a messenger RNA of Setaria italica (foxtail millet), 1994 nucleotides long. RefSeq names its product cyclin-A3-2. Gene Ontology annotation, molecular function: cyclin-dependent protein serine/threonine kinase regulator activity. Gene Ontology annotation, biological process: regulation of cyclin-dependent protein serine/threonine kinase activity; mitotic cell cycle phase transition. The transcript is spliced from 8 exons. The record is from RefSeq and is a predicted model, not a curated record. Lineage: Eukaryota; Viridiplantae; Streptophyta; Magnoliopsida; Poales; Poaceae. Gene Ontology annotation, cellular component: cytoplasm; cyclin-dependent protein kinase holoenzyme complex; nucleus. Bases 257 to 1570 code for a protein of 437 amino acids.